AUGGCGCUCCACUUGAAGCCGCUUGUGCUUUUCCAGGGCAGCUCAGGAGCGCCUACGCUCAAUUCGCUCGUGCAACGUAACUGCUCCGGCCGCUUACAGGCGGCUUUGGUCUCGAGGUCGUCGUCCAGUGCGUGCAGGGCGUGUCAACCUGCGCACAAGCGGCGCUGGCUAGCAAGUCGAGCGCACAGCACACGGAAACGGGAGAACGGCGUCGGCGUGCGUCCUUGCUCGCAACUCCGCGCUAUGAGCGACCACGGUGAUCAGCGACGAGGACACGAGACAUCGCGGGAACGAAGAGCGCAUCUCAAGUCAGCAAACGACCUGGGCAAUGGCGUUGCACCGGAGCCGCACGAUACCGCGAAACGCAACCAAAGUCGAGAGCGUUCCAAAGUGAGAUCGCUUCUACUCUACCUGUCCUUCUCAACUACGUUUAUCCUGGGGUUAAUACCUUUGUCAUUGUACCUGGGGCCGCCGCUUACUGGACUUGGGUUUGCGGACUCGAAGUGGUUUUAUCUGGACUCGGCACCGACGAUUGCCUUUCUCGUGGGGUACGUGGGUUUCCUGUUCCUGGAUCGUUCACUAACGCGCUCGCUGCUGUUUGUGCUCGGCAUCUCGGCGGUGUUAUCGACCAUCACUUUGAAAGUCGAUGAAUUAAAGUUACUAAAAGCUGAUAAUGAGACAGCUUUUUUGGUAUUUACGGUACCACUGGUUUCAUUUUUCACGAUUCGGUACCUGAUUGAGCGGAGCGAGCAGCAGCGAGAACCUUCGAAGGAAGCACCUCCCGCCACCGCAGAGACGGACCAGACAACAGAGACCCGAGGUCGCACUGGGAAAUAA
Cyanidioschyzon merolae strain 10D is the source of this 837-nucleotide messenger RNA. RefSeq lists its product as hypothetical. NCBI's taxonomy places the organism in Eukaryota, Rhodophyta, Bangiophyceae, Cyanidiales, Cyanidiaceae. The transcript has a single exon. The coding region runs from base 1 to 837 and encodes 278 amino acids. The record is from RefSeq and is a predicted model, not a curated record.